AUGGUGCACGCAGGAUACUUCGUCCUCGGUCUGUUGACCACGACGGUCAGCGCCGUCAACAAUGUCGCUGAUCUAGUGGGCACUUGGUCAACCAAGUCUCGCAAUGUCCUUACAGGUCCGGGCUUCUAUGAUCCGAUCCAGGAUAAGCUACUGGAGCCAAAUCUCACCGGGAUUUCUUAUUCAUUCACAGCGGACGGCUACUACGAAGAAGCGUACUAUCGUGCUCUCGCCAACCCGACAAACCCCGAGUGUCCACGGGGAAUUAUGCAAUGGCAACAUGGCUCCUACGUCGUCGACAGUGGUGGCGUUCUUCGAUUAACUCCAAUCGAAGUGGAUGGUCGCCAGCUCUUGUCAGACCCAUGUGCGGCGGAUAAGGGCAUCUAUACCCGAUACAACCAGACGGAAACGUUCAAUUCUUUCAAAGUAUACGUGGACUCAUAUCACAACGUCCAACGACUCGACCUCCAGAAAUUCGACGACUCCUUCAUGCACCCAAUGUAUUUGGUCUACCGGCCACCUCAGAUGCUACCCACUGAAACCUUGAACCCUGUAUCUCAUAGCAAGAAGAAACGUCAUGUCACACGAGAGACCCAUGGGUGGUUCCGCCUGACAGACCUAGUCAAGCGAGAGGAGAUCCUCAACCCCGAUCGAUGGCUCUGGCUGGGAUUAUUCAUGACUGCCGUUGGUGGGUUCACCUUCAUCUACUCAUAG
Molecule: messenger RNA, 711 nt
Organism: Aspergillus terreus NIH2624
Lineage: Eukaryota; Fungi; Ascomycota; Eurotiomycetes; Eurotiales; Aspergillaceae
Exons: 4
Coding region: 1-711 (236 amino acids)
Biological process (GO): 'de novo' protein folding
Cellular component (GO): endoplasmic reticulum membrane; endoplasmic reticulum
Source: RefSeq, a predicted model, not a curated record